AUGGAUUAUGGUCGUGUGUUAAAUGGAAUUCCUAUCUUUUGUGAUAACACAAGUGCCACAGCUAUUUCUGACAAUCCUAUUCAACACUCAAGGGCGAAGCAUAUUGAUGUGAGACAUCAUUUUAUCCGGGAGCAUAUUGAAAAGGGGAUUGUCAAGCUAAUCUAUGUUCCUACAGAAAAGCAACUUGCGGACAUCUUCACAAAGCCAUUGGAUGAAACCACCUUCAACAGAUUUGUGAGUGACCUUGGAAUGCUAAAUAUGAGGUUGACUAUGGAUUUUCGAGGUGUUUCAUUAAUAAGGAUUAAAUGGGUAGAUGAAAGGAAAAUGUCAAAGCCUUCUUCUUCUAGUCAUAAGUUCUCUCUCAUCAAGGAACUAGAGUUAGAAAAAUCUGAAUUUGAGAAGGAGGUAGAUUUGCUGUUUGAGGAAAUGAAUUUGCAUCUUGAGACGGAGACUGAGAGAAUCAAGAAAGAAAAACUCGAAAAAGAAAUGGAAGAAAUCUUAGUCUACAAGAAACAGCUUGAAGAUCUCAUAGAAGGAGCAAAACUUCCUCGAAAUGAGGUUUGGGAAAAACUUCUUCAGAUUGUCUGGGAGAUCUUCGGUGACGAUGAUGUAUCUAAUGAAGACUAG
This is a messenger RNA of Daucus carota subsp. sativus, 627 nucleotides long. RefSeq lists its product as uncharacterized. The record is from RefSeq and is a predicted model, not a curated record. Bases 1 to 627 code for a protein of 208 amino acids. Lineage: Eukaryota; Viridiplantae; Streptophyta; Magnoliopsida; Apiales; Apiaceae. The transcript has 3 exons.